AGUAGAAACCUGUACUACCCCAAUUUCUACUUUAUGAUUGUGAAUAUUACAGAAUAUUAAAGUAGUCUAGUUUGGCAUUUGGAUAUUUGCAUUGUGCCAUAUUUGCUCUGAUUCGCUUCAUUUCAUCGUUAGAAAAAUUGAUAAUUGUUAAUAUCUAAAUUUCUCAUUGUUAGAUACAUAAAUGAAUUUAAAUUUGUAUAGUUUACUAAAUUUUUGCAAGUUUAUGAAUUAGCGAUAAAACCGAAAUGCAUCCCAACUCUGUAAAUUCAGUUAAUCCACUGGCUUUAAUAGCGUUUUUUAUCAGUGCUACGUUUUGUAACUCGAUAUCCACCUAUGACAAGGAUGUGACACUCACGCUAAAGGAGAAAGCGCUUUUGGACGAGUUUGCAGCGUUAGUUUCGCACAAGAUGCCACACAGUUACAUGAAGGAGGAAAUGUAUCUUGUAAGGUGGCUGAGAGCUCGAGAUUACAAUAUACCCGAAGCGGCCAAUUUUUUGCUUCAGAACAUUCAAUGGAGAAAGGAGCACAAUAUGGAUGGAAUUUUCGACGAGGAUUGGUCCGACAUGGCGAGAGACUACAAGUACCACAUCGAAAGCAGGGAUCGAGCUGGGCAGCCACUUGCGUACCUUUCUGUGGAUGAGAUUGAUAUUCGUAAAGCUAUCGUUAAUGGAAAAGGUGACAGGCUCCUUCGAUUUGUCGAUAGAGCUUUUGAAGAAGUAACCCAACUAGUGAACGAUUUGGGGAACAAGUACAAAAACAUCACCAGGGCGCAGUUCAUAGUAAAUCUGAGUGGGUAUAAUUUGGUAGAGCAUGGAUGUCUACGAUGCAUUCCUGCCAUUCUGAGGGCAGUGUUAUCCUACGAAGCUCAUUUCCCAGAGUAUGUCGAUCACCUCAUGAUUAUUAACACACCAACGAUUGCAGAACCGCUGCUAAAUGCGGUUCGUCCCUUGCUCGGUCCGUCGACGAGACGUUCUUUCAAGGUUUAUGGGAUAAAUAAGAAGACAAAUAUGGAAAUUUUAGACGGAAUUUUUGAGAAGGACCAAAUCCCAGUAAAUCUUGGUGGAAGGAAGAGAUACCGUGGGCAAUCGCUAGACUACGAUGACUACUAAUUUGUACAGAGUAUUUAGUUUUUUUAAUGUAAUGCAAGUAUGCACAAAGUUUGGUAUUGUUAUAAAUUUACUAUUUACUACAGUAUUCCUUCCUGGUCAGUAAUAAAUCAAUGUUUAAAAUUAAA
Molecule: messenger RNA, 1234 nt
Organism: Folsomia candida
Lineage: Eukaryota; Metazoa; Arthropoda; Collembola; Entomobryomorpha; Isotomidae
Product: SEC14-like protein 1
Exons: 7
Coding region: 246-1109 (287 amino acids)
Cellular component (GO): cytoplasm
Source: RefSeq, a predicted model, not a curated record